AUGAAUGAUUUAGAGUCUUCGAGAAGAUUUAAAAUAAUUCAGGAUUCAAAUGAAAAGGUUAAAGGAGUCAGAGAUAGACUCAAGGCAGCUCUUAGUAGCCAGAAGAGUUUUAAAGAUGUCCGCGGGAAGGACCAUGAGUUUCAAGUGAGUGUUUGGGUGUUUUCAAAAUUGUCUCCUUGGAAAGGGGUGGUACGUUUUGGUAACGUGAAAAGCUUGGUCCGAGAUUUAUUGGUCCUUAUGGGUUUUAAGAUCAAGUUGGCUCUCUUGCGUAUCGAGCAGCCAAUUAGUUUGAAGAAGGAUUUGACUUAUGAUGUGGAGCCGGUACAGGUUCUUGACCGAAAGGAGCAAAUGUUUAGGAACAAGUCAAUCCCAUUUGUCAGGGUGCUUUGGAGAAGUCAUCAAGUAGAGGAAGCUACUUGGGAGUUAGAGCAGCAAAUGAGGCAGCAGUAUUUCUAUCUCUUUGAUUGUUAG
Messenger RNA from Fragaria vesca subsp. vesca, 471 nucleotides. RefSeq lists its product as uncharacterized. The transcript has 2 exons. The record is from RefSeq and is a predicted model, not a curated record. The coding region runs from base 1 to 471 and encodes 156 amino acids. Lineage: Eukaryota; Viridiplantae; Streptophyta; Magnoliopsida; Rosales; Rosaceae.